CGCAUCAAACCGGAAGCGAUGUCCGAGGGCGAGAGAGACAGCUUCUCAUUCAGUUAACUAGGCCUCUUGAGGCGUGAGGAGGGCGGGAUGUCGCAGCAGCCGCCGCCGUUCCCCUCAUCCUUCGCGAGGCCCCCUCAGCCCCACUACUUCCCGCCGACGGGGGCUCCUCCGCAGGGUGUUUUUGGCGGGCCGCUGCCUCACCACCCUCAGUUUCCUCUUUCCCCGUUCCCGCCUUUUUCGGCGGAUGGCCGAGGCCUUCCUACCCCCGCUUACCCGCCGCCAUUCCGGCCGCCGCUGCCCCCUCCUCCGUGGCAGCAGCAGCAGCAGCAGCAACCUCCGGAGCUGCUCUCGCCUCAAUGGAGGCCCGAGGCGGCGCCGUACAUAGCCGGGGAGAAGCCAAGGUUCCCGCCUCCGGAUCGGCCCUCGCCUCAAUGGAGGCCCGAGGCGCUCCCAUUCGUGGCCGGGGAGAAUCCCAGGCUCCCGCUCGGGCCUGACGCUGCUGCCUCAGCCGGCGGCCUGAGGCGAGGCGACGACGAGAGCGAGCAAUGGCUCAGCCGCUUCUUGGCUUGCCGCCGCACCGAAGGCGCCGCAGCCGCCUCUCCCCCGAAGCCGCGCGGCUUGAAGCCCAGCCAGGCGGGCCCGUUGGCGGCGGAGGCGCUGCGGCUGGUGGCGCAGGUGACAGCGCUGUGCGGGGCCUGGCGGCGGCGGGACGACCACGCCGAGGCCGAGGAGGUGGCGGAGGCCGAGGCCCGGCUGGCAGAGCUGCGGGAGGUGGUGCGGCCCCUGCGGGUCGAGACAGCGGCGGAGGCUCCCCUGGCCCAGCUGCGCCGCCACGCGGAGAAGAGCCGCAAAAAGAGGCUGCGGCGCCAAUCGCGGAGGCAGGAGGCGCGGGCCGCUCGCGAGGAGGAGGCGGCCCGCGAGGCCGAGAGGGAGGCGCGGAUCGAGAGCUGGCGGGCCAGGCGCGCCCUGGAAGUCGAGGAGAGGCACCGGGAACAAGAACUUAAAGCUGCUGCAGACAGUGUGUUAUCUGAAGUAAGGAAAAAACAAGCAGACACGAAGCGUAUGGCAGAAAUCCUGCGUGGCUUAGAAAAGCUUAGGAAACUAAGAAAAGAAGCAGCAGCGAGGAAAGGUGUUUGUCCACCCCCAGCUGCAGAUGAAGCCUUCGAGAAUGAAGUCCAGAGCUUAAGAGCAUUGAUAAAAACACGCACUGAACUGUAUGAAGCUGAAGAACGAGCUCUGCGGGUUAUGCUGGAAGGAGAACAGGAAGAGGAAAGGAAAAGAGAAAUGGAAAAGAAGCUGAAGCGGGAAAAGGAGAAACUUCUGCAGCAGAAGCGGGAAAUGGAUUCAAAACUGUUUGGGGAUCCAGAGGAAUUUCCCCUUGCCCGCCUUUUGGAGCCCUUCACACAGUAUUAUUUGCAGGCUGAGUAUUCUGUCCCAUCUCUUAUCCAGAUCAGGCAUGAAUGGGAUCGAUACCUGGUGCCUACAGAUCAUCCUGAAGGAAACUUUAUCCCACCAGGAUGGGUCAUUCCCUGUCAACCUUCUAGUGACAUCUGGGCUACAGCUGUUGGAUGAUGUGUUCAAAGAAUAGCAACACAAGAGAUAAAGCGUACUUCAUUAAUUCCCUUGGACUUGAAAAACUCUGAAUCUUUUUCUUAUAAAGCAGGGGCACAGAAUACAUAAGAUGAAUAUGCAACAGCUGAUUCAGAAGACAAAUACUGCCCCCCAAAAAUGUUGUAUUCCAGAAAUGUGAAUCUCUGGUUAGUUGCACUGGCAGAGAUUUGCUUCAGAUCUUGUUUUUUAAAACACUGUUUGGAGGAAUUUAAUUACAACAUCAUUGCACGUUAUCUGCUCCUGCGAACUUUAAAAGCAGGACAUUUUUCCUUAGAGUUUUUAAAUGUAUUAUUUCUGGACAACGGCAUCUAUAGCAGGGAAAUUAAUUUGUCACGGGCAUGUGUAGCAACAAAACCUAACUUGAGAACCUGUGUCAUUAACUGCAUCCUGCUGAGGCGAAAUACAAUCCCAGGGCCAUAUAACUUAAUGCAGCUGCUAAAUAUUGUUGCAUGUGUUUUUAAUGUUCUGAUAUUUCAUGGGAAAUCAGGUAAUAAUCUUGAAGCAACAUCAAAGACUGUCAUUGAACUCUUUAGAGCCAUAUCCGGGUUCUCAAGUUUCAGCUCUUUUUUGAACUCUCAUUUAAAAAAUUGCCUCCGUGUUUAUCUUGGUCUUAUGUGCUGUUACUUAAGUGAAUUGACAGGUGUGGUCAAUUAUCGCCUCCUUGCAAGUUUGGUGUAGUUGGUUUUAAAAGCUAAAACACUAAGAUGAAGCAACGUGGAGAGAAUUAAUAGCAUCAUUGCUGUUUUUUGUGCAACUUGCACCUUAAUUUUUUUUUAAUGUGCAUAUAAGAUGUACAUACUCAGGAAAGCAUUUUUUCUAUCAUCUCUUAAAGUAAGAACACUAGAGAAGCGAUACAAGUUAGGGUAUUUGUGUUAAUUUAAUAGAAUAUCAAAUACUGGUUUGGUGUUACAUAAACAAUUCCUGUGCAUGUGAACCAAAAAACCUGAACAUCUAAUGUUUACAAACCUUGUAAAAUAAACUUCAUUAGCAUAGUAACAUACUCUCCAUGGCCCCUGUUAUUUGAAGGUUACAGAACAUUGUGGGACUCAUUGACAAAAAAAAAGUGCUGUUGACACAAUAUAACUCUGAUGCUAUGUUGAUAGGCUACGAUAGCCUGUAUCAAUGGAAUCUUUAGUUCAGGGGAAAGAAAACAGCCUUUCCCAAACAUUUCAGUGUAACUUGACCUCUGAUACUAAAUUUAGCAGCUUGUUACAAAAAUAUCUACCAAAAUGUUACAUAAAAUUUGAGGGAAUUUUUUCUUUAUUCUUUUGUGCUUUGAAACAAAGUUGCAUAAGUGCCUGUGAUGAAGGGAGAAUGUAGUGUGAAACAUUGUCAAGAAUUGUUUGUAGUACAAAGUAAUAAAGUUGAAUUUUAUUUGUACUUAAAAAAAAAUAAAGAACAUUUCACACUC
Podarcis raffonei (Aeolian wall lizard) is the source of this 3022-nucleotide messenger RNA. It is a transcript of the gene PDCD7, whose product is annotated as programmed cell death 7. The coding region runs from base 88 to 1572 and encodes 494 amino acids. The transcript is spliced from 5 exons. The record is from RefSeq and is a predicted model, not a curated record. Lineage: Eukaryota; Metazoa; Chordata; Lepidosauria; Squamata; Lacertidae.